Messenger RNA from Cyprinus carpio (common carp), 639 nucleotides. RefSeq names its product CD59 glycoprotein-like. The coding region runs from base 165 to 449 and encodes 94 amino acids. The transcript has 4 exons. The record is from RefSeq and is a predicted model, not a curated record. Lineage: Eukaryota; Metazoa; Chordata; Actinopteri; Cypriniformes; Cyprinidae.
AAUUUAGCUGUGCUGCAUAUGACCAGGGCUUGGUCUGUUUGCAGAAAGACAGAGAGAGAGAGGAGGGAGCUGAUAAGAAACUGUAGGAUAAAAGUGAGGUUUCAUACAGACAUACAGACAGACAGAAGAAGAACAGUUUUACUCAGUCCAACGCCAUACAAAGAAUGAUGAAGUUCCUCAUGUUGACUGUUGUUCUCGUGCUGGUCGUGACGGGUGGCUCGGCUCUGGACUGCCUGCACUGUGUCCCAGAGAAAGCAGAAGGGGCCUGCGAGAUCACCACUGUAACCUGCCCACCGGACAAAGACGCGUGUGCCGCUGCCAAGUUCCGCAGAAGCCCAUACGGUCAUUACCAGAAGUGCAUGUCUAUGUCAGGCUGUGAGAUGGUGAAACAGAACGCUUUCAUCAACAUCAAGUGCUGUCAGAAGGACUUCUGCAACACCUUUGACUGAUCUGCCGCUGCUAUAUAUCAGCAUGACUCAUAAAACAGCUUUCAAUAUAAUAGAGUACACAUGAAUCUAGUUACAUGUGUUUAUGCCUUUUUUUAGUUGAAUUUAUUUAAAUUCUUCUUGUUUUGGGCAUUGUGCAAAAAACAGUCUGUAUCACGGUGGUCAUUAAUAUUAAAAUAAAGUAUGCAUGCUA